Messenger RNA from Vitis riparia (riverbank grape), 1557 nucleotides. RefSeq names its product WD repeat-containing protein LWD1-like. Gene Ontology annotation, molecular function: protein binding. Lineage: Eukaryota; Viridiplantae; Streptophyta; Magnoliopsida; Vitales; Vitaceae. The coding region runs from base 260 to 1267 and encodes 335 amino acids. Gene Ontology annotation, cellular component: nucleus. The transcript is spliced from 3 exons. The record is from RefSeq and is a predicted model, not a curated record.
CCACCAAAUGCCUUAUUCUCGUUUACAUCUCCCUCACCCUGUGGAACGUACGCGUCUGUGUUUUUAGGAGGCAGAGCUUUUCCGGCUGUGAGUCAUUCAGCAAUGGUUAAUGCAGAGAGCAAAUAGGCCAAUCAGACGAGUUUAUUGGAAACUCGGCUAACCGAGUCACGAGCCCUGGAUUGUCGAGUUAAGGAGGAUCAUACAGACAAGGAAGGGGAAGGAAAGGAAAGAUAACUUCGCGGUUGCAUCAGCGCUAACCAUGCAGAGCCCGGUGGAGAAGAAGCCAGGAGUCUACACGUACAUGGCUCAAUGGCCAAUCUAUUCAUUAGCAUGGUCGGUCCGGCGUGACAAGAAAUCGCGCCUCGCUGUCGGAAGUUUCCUGGAAGACUACAGCAACAAGGUGGAGGUGGUGCAAUUCAGCCAAGAAACAUUAGAUUUCUCCACCGACAGCCGUCUAGUGUUCGACCACCCAUAUGCACCCACAAAAUUAAUGUUCUUCCCCUCCGAGGAAGCCAUGAACCCAGAUCUCAUCGCCACCUCCGGAGACUAUCUCCGGCUGUGGGAGAUCCACGACGACCGUAUUGAGCUAAAGGCACUUCUGAAUGGUAAUAAGAGCGAGUUCAACUCGGCCAUCACAUCAUUCGACUGGGCUCAGUUGGACGCACGUCGGAUUGCCACGUGCAGCGUGGACACCACUUGCACUAUAUGGGACGUAGAGAGGGCGGCUGUGGACACUCAACUGGUGGCCCAUGAUAAAGAGGUGUUUGAUAUUUCGUGGGGUGGGGUUGGGAUUUUUGCAUCAGUGUCGGGUGACGGUUCAGCUAGAAUUUUUGAUUUGAGGGACAAGGAAAGAUCUACGAUUAUAUAUGAAAACCCCAUUCCGGAUAGUCCUUUGUUGAGGUUAGAGUGGAACAAGGGUGACCCUAAGCUCAUAGCCACAGUGGGAAUGGACAGUAAUAAAGUGGUGAUUUUGGACAUUAGGUUCCCCACAGCCCCCAUAUUGGAACUAAGGAAGCACGAGACGAGCGUGAAUGCAAUAUCUUGGGCUCCGCAUGUCGGACGCCAUCUGUGCUCCGUGGGCGACGAUUCCAGGGCUCUGAUAUGGGACGUGGCUAGUCAUGGCUUUAGACUGGACGCGACAGACGAAGUGGAGCCCAUCAUGUGGUACGGUUCUACAGCUGAAAUCAAUCAAGCGCGCUGGUCUCCGGUUGACUUGGAUUGGAUUGCCAUUGCUUUCUCUAACAAAUUGCAGCUCUUGAAGGUGUGAGGUAUAUUUUCAUUGAGUGUUUGUAGUUGUACUACUUUUAAGUUCUUAUCUUGGGCAUUUAGUUUGAUGUAGUGGAUGGUAUCCUACCAUAAAAUAUUGUAGCAUAUUAAUUUGAUUUCAUGUCAGGUAACCAGAUGACUCUUUAAAGCUCUACCAUAAGCGUAAGAUUGUUUAAAGGAAUGGGUUGAGGGUUGAGGUUGCCUACUGUUAUUGUUAUAAAUUAUAAAAUUAAUGACUCUCUCCGUUGAUUCUUAUUUUAGCCAGUUGUGGAUGGGAUGUAUUUUUUUCUA